Messenger RNA from Fopius arisanus, 2363 nucleotides. Its product is annotated as glucocorticoid-induced transcript 1 protein. The transcript is spliced from 9 exons. Lineage: Eukaryota; Metazoa; Arthropoda; Insecta; Hymenoptera; Braconidae. The record is from RefSeq and is a predicted model, not a curated record. Bases 567 to 1931 code for a protein of 454 amino acids.
GGUGGUAAAGAGACAGGGACAAUGACAACGUGCGGGGAACGUGGGGAACCUUUUUAUGGGUCUUAUAGUUUUUUUCAUUUCUCUUUUUUUCAACAGGUUUAGUGUUUCUUCUUCCUUUUGGCACUCGAAUUUUCGAAUUCAUUUCUAAUGGUUAUGGUUUUUUCAUAGACCAUCACUGCGUAAAUGUUGAGUUUGGGUAAUGGAGAGAAAAGUGGAAGAAAAUGGGUUUCAUCAUUUUUUUUUGUCGGUCUAAAUAGUAGAAAAUUAAAAUGAAUAAUUUUUUCAUGUGUAAUUAUUAAUUUAAUUAAUUUUCAACAUAACACCAAUAACUCCUGCAUCGGUAUAUCGAAAGGAUUGAACGAUAUAAAUGAUUUUUUUAUUGAUCAUUCGGAAUAUUGCGGACUUAUAAUAAAAAAUAAUCGUACAAUACUAAGAACUCGUGAGUUAAAAAAGUACAAAAGUUUAUCAAUCAAAAAAAGGAGACAGACGAAAAGAGAAGAGUGUUCCUAAAGGAAAACAAUAAAGUGUGUGAAAAGGGCUGGUUGAGGUGGACGCAUGUUGAUAAAAUGUCGGGAUCACAGCGAAUGAGAAAAUCAUCGCCAUGCUCAACGACAAAGCAGGGACCAAUGCGUGCAACCCUGCCAGUUAGUUCGUUAUUACGACAGAGCAGACAGGGAAGUAGUUUGCGUAAAAGUAACAGCAACAGUCCAACUGUAUCGCCAACUAAUGCCAACGCAUGGAGAGCGGCACGCAUAUCACCGGAUACAUCAGCCUCAUCAGGACAGAGGAGUCCUGGAUCACUCUCGUACAAAGCAAAAUCAAAGACAUUGACUGGUCGGUGUAGCGAUGGCCUGAGUGGUAACCAGAAUAUACGUAGAACUGCCUCUCUCGAUACUAUUUACUUGAAGGGCCAGUGGCCCCGUGACUCGUAUUACGUACAUACCAGCCUUCUCUCGGUGGACAAAUCCACCCAGACUGAGGAAUGGUCCAGUGAGCCCAGAAAAAUCCACAGCAGACAUCAGACUGAACAGGCCAAUAUCUCGCAGGAUGACAAAUUACCCAUGGACAAGUACAUAAGACAAAGAUUACAACGGACGAAUAAGGAGAGCACGAGUUGUAGAGAGCGAACGACUGCCUUUGGAUUCAUAAUGCCUGGUGGACCUCCCCCUGCACUUCCUGGCGAUCACACUGUGCUCCUUCCCAGUAUUGCAUCACAAACACCGAUACAAAAUCAGUUUAGUUUGAGUACAAAAGCAAGCCCCAUGAACAUACCAGUGAAACCCAUGAGACCACCGAUGCGCUCCUCCAUUGAGGGCCUUAAUCAGGAGAUUGAGGGACUCGUCCUCAAGUCAAACUCUAAUAGUAAUGAUCCAGAGCAUGCAGUUGAGGACAAGUACGCGAGAUAUCGUGAACAAAUGACUCCAGAGGGUCAUAGGGCUCCUCUGGCGGAUCUCCUGAGGGCAACGCGCAGCGUAAAUACACAGACACCAGCCACAGACCUUCCCUCGAGUUCGUAUUCUUCAGGGCCACCAUCUAGGAAUUCAGAGUCUCCACUGAUACCAGGCCUCUUGGAUACUUCUCGUCCACCCAGCGAUCUACCACAAGGUGGAAGUCGUGGAUCAACGCCGGAUCAGGAGAGGGAAGGACGAUUAGGUACAUCACCUCACAUCAACAGGUUCUUGGCGAGAGAACCUCCCGAUGGCUGCGAAAAAGUUAAUCUCAAAUUCGUCGAGGAUUCGUCCAGGCGGCCAAUGAUUGAUGUCAGUAAAUUGGAUUUUCACCCGAAACCGUGUGUGGGAUUCCAGUUGAAACCGAGUCUUGGUUCGGCAUUUUUACCCCUGCAACAGCAACCAGCAAGUCCAACAGUUAUAUCCGGAACCCAAUCACCAUCGUCACAAGUUAAUCCCUCAACACCUCCCCCUAAUCCAUAGUCCUUCCUUCUCCCACCAUACAUUAAAACAGCCACCCAAAACCCCCCCACCCACCCCCCACAAGUGUCAACAUUCGUAUUUUUUAUUACCUUUUUUUACGACAAAUAUUUUACUAAUUAAAUUACGAGAAGAAUUCUCACAAAAUUCCCCCGCAAUUCUCUCCUAGAAAGGAUAAAAAAUAUUAAUUUUUUCAAAUUGUAAAAUUAAAAUUCAUUGUAAAAAUCGAUUAAUUGUCUUUCCGAAGGCAUGAAUUCAAACUGUUUCGCAGGGUUUUAAAUAUUAUUCGAUGAUUACUUAUCAUCCAGAGAAUUGCAGGAUAAUUUUGGGGAUAAAGUUGUAUUUUUACGUUUAGAUUUAACGAAAAAUGGAAACUGACCAUGUACAACCAAUCAAUUAAUUGAAAAACAAAAAAAAAAAGUUAGUAAAUGUUAA